GCGCACACUCUCGUUAUCCCUUUUCUCUUUUUUAUACACUCCUCUCUCCUUUGUGAAUGUGAGACAUAACUGAUUCUCUUGUGUCUUUAGCCUUCAAGAUGCACAAGCCCGACUUUGUUCACAUUUUGCUGGAUUCCAAAAGUGUGUUGCCUUGUUUGUCUUUGAUUGUCUCAGUUCAAGUGUUUGAAUAAUUUCAGGAGGUCUACACGAAUUGUUGCCAUUAUAUUCUUCUAAGAAGACAAAAGAAACAAAACAUAGAAAAUUUACUCCCACCCACAGGCAAGAAAACAGGGGAGAACGAAAGAGAGCGAGAGAGGGAGGGAGAAUGCGUGUGAGAGAGAGACAGGAAGAGAGACAGAGGGUAAGAGAGGGAGAACAGUCGAUGGAUGCUGCUUGGACAGAUUGGGUGGUAUAUUCUGCAUGCUGCAGGUAUGGAUGGCAAAGGAAGACACAUUCCUCCAGCAAUGGUAUGGUGUGAGAGAGGCAUCCAGGUGCUUCUCACCACUGUGGGUGCCUUUGCUGCAUUUGCCCUGAUGACAGUGGCCAUCGGCACAGACUAUUGGCUAUACGCACGUGCCUUUAUCUGCAACAGCACCGCCAACACCACUCAGGAUGACCCUCACAACAAGGACAAGAAAGACCCUGGAGCCCUCACCCACUCUGGCCUCUGGAGGAUCUGCUGCCUUGAAGGGUUAAAAAGAGGCAUGUGCUCCCAGAUCAACCAUUUCCCAGAGGAUGCUGAUUAUGACCAGGACGCUGCAGAAUACCUCUUACGUGUAGUCAGGGCCUCUAGUAUAUUCCCCAUUCUCAGUGCUAUACUGUUGCUGCUAGGUGGAGUUUGUGUUGCAUCCAGUCGCUUCUACAAGAGCAAGAGACACAUUAUCUUGGGAGCUGGCAUUCUGUUCGUGGUAGCAGGCCUGAGUAACAUCAUUGGUGUGAUCGUGUACAUCUCAGCAGCACUGAGUGACAUCUCACCAAAGAAGGACGAAGACAAGAAGUGGCACUACUCCUACGGCUGGUCUUUUUACUUCGGUGGCCUGUCGUUCAUCCUAGCUGAGGUGGUGGGUGUGCUAGCCGUUAACAUCUACAUCGAGCGCAACAAGGAGCUGCGUUGCCGCUCACGUGCUGACCUCUUCCACAGCACUACGUCAGCUGUGCUGCGGCUACCCUCUUACCGCUUCCGGAGGGGCCGCCGUUCCUCACGCUCCAGUUCACGCUCUACAGCUGAACCUCCACGUUCAUGUGACCCCUCACCUCCUGGCCUUGGUGUCAAGAACUUCAGCCCACCAUUAGCCACCGGCCCACCGCCAUUCUCGGUGGCUACAUUGCCUAAUCCGCACACACAUUCGGGAGGAGGCGGAGUUGGGGACAUCUCCAUGUACACGCUGGGCAGGGAAGGUAAGCCACCAAUGUACGGAACAGUGGACCGUGCUUCUCUCUACCAGCUUCACAACUACUUCCCGACAAAGGAAGGAGGAGCAGGGACACUCAUGACUGGGACGUUGCCAUCGCUUUCCAAAUCAAACCUGGCUUCAUCAGCUAACGCCCCGUCUUCCUCUGGUCCUGGGGUUCAAUCAUCCUCACUUACAGCUGGGAAUACGGCGACUAUGGAGAGGGAUAGGGGGCUUGGUACGCUGGAUCGGCUGGGGAAAGGUGAUAGCAGCAACACCAACACUCUCAACAGGAGAACGACCCCUGUGUAAUCCGUGACUCCGGAAAAAAAAAAUCAUGGUUUGGUUGGGCUGGGGCAGUGGUGGGGGUGGGUUAAGAAAAGAAAACGAAAUAGAGUGCUCUUGCUUGGUCAGCUGGCAAAAGGCAAUAGCUACAACAUCAACGUGAUGGACAAGACAGCACUCUUGGUAUUUGUUGGGGUUGGGGGUUUGGGAGGCACUCAAAAAGAAAGGCAUAUAGAAAAAGGACAGAUUGGGAGAGAUGGUAGAGGAAACAUGAUGAUCUUAACUGAGACAGGCAAGGAGGGUUAGGAAGAGGAAGCGUGGGAGGUAUAGAGAGAGAGAGAGAGAGAGAGAGAGAGAGAGAGAGAGAGAGAGAGAGAGAGAGAGAGGAUGACUCAGAGUAUACUGAGAAAAGAGAAAUAAGCCAAUCAUCCUCUUUUUCUCUCUUCAUAUCUGUUUUCAAACAUGGUGACUUUAGUCAUAAAUAGAGAUACAUUCGCACUUUUACUGAUUCAUGUCAAAAUACUUGAUGUGCGUGAUGGUGGUCUUACUUUGGUCUCUUCUGAGUCCAGUGCUUUAUCAUCAGGUUUGUGCCUGUUACUUAUUUAGCAUUCCAAUAUAGUCACUCUUAUUAUUGUAGAUCUUAAUGUUUGGGUUACUGGAAUUCCCUUUUGUUAUAAGAUUUGUUAUUUCCUUUAUUUAAAUUUUGGCAUAUGAACUAAACUGUGAUUUAUUUUUUUUCUUGCACACACUGACAAUAUUUUGUAUCAUUCUGUGUCAAGGAAGUGCAUAUUUGUGAGGUUUUGUGACAUUAUUGGCGUCAUCAGUCAUCAUCAUUGUUUUAUUAUUAUUAUUAUUAUUAUUAUUAUUAUUAUUAUUAUUAUUAUUAUUAUUAUUAGUAGUAGUAGUAGUAGUAGUAGUAGUAGUAGUAGUAGUAGUAUUAUGUCACUUUCACAAAGACAAUAUGUAGACUUGUGAACCUUUCCUUAAUUGUAAUUGUAGGUGUAUUAAUAGUUGGAUUCCAUAUGAAUAUGUUUGUUUAAAUUACUAAAAUGAGUCUCCUUAAUAUUUUUUGCAUUGGGUUGAGAUGUAUGAUGAACUGUAUACCAGAAAACUGAGUUUCAGGAAAGGACAAAAGUAAAGACAAAGUGUGAAACUUAAGACUUUUGUCAGAGGAGCAAUACUUAUACCUAUAAAACCUCACCAGAAAAGACAAAAAACUAUCAAACUA
This is a messenger RNA of Tachysurus fulvidraco (yellow catfish), 2904 nucleotides long. RefSeq names its product calcium channel, voltage-dependent, gamma subunit 8a (gene cacng8a). The coding region runs from base 387 to 1703 and encodes 438 amino acids. Gene Ontology annotation, biological process: neurotransmitter receptor transport, postsynaptic endosome to lysosome; postsynaptic neurotransmitter receptor diffusion trapping; transmission of nerve impulse. Gene Ontology annotation, cellular component: AMPA glutamate receptor complex; postsynaptic density membrane. The record is from RefSeq and is a predicted model, not a curated record. The transcript has 5 exons. Gene Ontology annotation, molecular function: channel regulator activity; voltage-gated calcium channel activity. NCBI's taxonomy places the organism in Eukaryota, Metazoa, Chordata, Actinopteri, Siluriformes, Bagridae.